Molecule: messenger RNA, 2707 nt
Organism: Corticium candelabrum
Lineage: Eukaryota; Metazoa; Porifera; Homoscleromorpha; Homosclerophorida; Plakinidae
Product: dual specificity protein kinase shkB-like
Exons: 4
Coding region: 655-2469 (604 amino acids)
Biological process (GO): protein phosphorylation
Molecular function (GO): ATP binding; protein kinase activity
Source: RefSeq, a predicted model, not a curated record
AAUUGACAGUUCGGGAGUGACAGAAGAUGAUUCAGCAAAGUUUCUGGCUAAAUCUAUUACUGAGCGGUCUCAACGUGAUGUCGCUUGCGGCUAUAUCUACGUGCUGGAUGGCAGUCGAUCUGCAGAAGAAGCAGUGCAGGAUGGUUAUUUGCUGAAAGCAGUUAUGGAACAAUCUAAAUAUUCAUUUUUACCCGAGUCUACAAUUUUUGUUGUGAACAAGUGGGAUAUGGUCUCUGCAAAGACAAAGGAGAAUUUUCUGCGUAUUGUUACCAAAGAGCUCAAGAAGCGAUGGCCAAUGUUUAGACCACAUCAACUGUUAACACUCAACGCAAAACGAGCUGAAAUGGUCUGGUUUAACACAGGGAAGUUAACUCCGGAUUUGAAAGCAGUUUGUACAGCUAUCACAAACAUAAUUCCAGGAUCAUUCAACAACUUUAUCAUCAAACCCCUCAGGCAUGUUGGGUAAAAAUUAUCUUAAAUUUACGAUUUUACAUUUGUGCAUACUUUUAUAGACAACUUUGUGAAUUUAUUGACUCUACUGAAGGUGUGUUGGAAACGAUUCUCAGGCAUCUAAAAUUACCUGUUUCCCAAAGGAAAAAACUUGAACAAUCGAGCUGAGAGACUCUAACAAAAGUUGAAACAUUGCUAGAGAAAAUGAAAGGUGAAUUACAUUUGAAGAUUUCCUAUCUUAAAAACGAGCUUUUAAGUCAUUUGAAGACUACGCAGGUUCGUGAAAGCUUCUACACUUGGGAUAUAUCAUCCUUACCCAUUGAACAGAAGGCAGCUGUUUACGCAGAAGACGUAGAGCUAUUUCUAGAUGUAAAGCUAGGCCAAAUUGUAGAGGACUACCAAGACAAAGGCGGACUUCAACAAUGGGCAAAAACAACACUAGAUCAAAAUGUUAUAGAAGCAGAAAAGAUGCUAGUUCGAGCUAAUCUAGACCUAGGUGGUUAUCAUGCACGUGCAACCAACAACAGCUCAGCAUCAUCCUCAGGAGUAAACGGAAUAUUAGAUGUUCUGAAGUCUGUGGGAGUAACGAUCAGUCUUGGGGCAGCCUUAGGGAUUUACACAAACUUUGCAAUGGCCCGAAAGAUGGAGAGUGAAUUGGAGAUGUCAACAGCAGCAUUUGUUCCUGGUGCAGUAAUUCCAGAAAGACUGAUAAGUCUGAGCAUAGUGAUUGCUUCAGUAGUUAUCUGGAUAAAAGAAACUUUUAUAUAUUAUAAGGUGAAAAAUUUUAAGCAAAAUGUACAAACUGCAUUUGACGACUUCAUCGUAAACGAAGACAAGUUAUGUGAAAUAGUCAAGAAUUUGCUGAAGUUUCUUUGCAUGCCUGUGCAAGCUGUAUUAGACGCAAUACCUCAAAAAUUAGAAGAACUUGAAAUGAAGUUAAAUGCAAGUGACCAGGCAGAACAGGAGAAUGUUCCAAAGUAUCAAGACUUGCUGCGUACAAGCCAGAAUUUAAACGGGAAAUUGCUGAUAAUGACUCUUCAAUGCAUGCAUCACAAAUUUACCAGCGAUGAAAUCUACUGGCCCCAACCAAAACAACCAAUAGGUAGUGGAAGGUUUAGUGACGUUUACAAAGUUGUCAUUCGUGAAGGAGCUGAAACUGCAUUGAAAGUAAUGAAAGAUGACAUUACGCAGCAAACAGUAUCUGAUAUAAAGAAAGAAAUUGAUUGUUGCAGGAAAUGCAACCAUGAGAACAUUGUCAAGUUUUAUGGGUCAGUACAACUUUCAUCAGACCCUCUCAAGACAGGAUUACUGUACGAAUGGUGUGGGUACGGAACUUUAGCUUCUUUUCUUAAAGAUGUAAAAGAAGAGCCAGCUUAUACACUGAAAGGAUUUCCGAUUGCUCGAAGACUUGCACUGGAUAUGCUCAGUGGGAUUCGUUAUCUACAUGACAAUGGCAUCAUUCAUCGAGAUAUGAAACCUGAAAAUGUGCUGAUAACAAAGCAGAGAAGAGUGCGUCUCGCAGACAUUGGACUGGCCAAGCCAAUCAAACAAGUGAGAGGUACAGCAUGUGGAACACUAUGGUACAUGGCACCAGAAGUAUUUAGUGCAAAACUGUACACAGAAACAGCAGAUAUUUUUAGUUUUGGAAUUAUCAUGUGGGAGCUAUGGAACAAAAAACGAGUUUAUGAAGUCACACCACAACCUCAAUUGCAGCUUUUCUUUCAGCUUGUAGAGGAAGGAAAACUUCGUCCAGGUAAUGACGAAUUUAUUGGUGAAGAGAUCCAGUAUGGACAGCAGCACGAAAUGUCUGUUUUCAAGCGCUGCCAGCAACAGCAUGAGGUAGGGCCAGGAAUUUCUACUUUUCAGGGUAAAGAGCAACAGCAGCAGUGUAGUCUGCGUCCGGGUAAAGCUAAAAGGUGGGCUGAUUUAUCAAGAGCCUGCUGGUCAUCAUGCCCUGCCAAUCGGCCAUCAGCAGAUGCAAUUUACAAAGCUAUAAAUGCUAUCUCUGCUACCGAUUAGAACUACAUGUAUGUAUAAGGUGUUAGCUGUUUACUGCAAAGAUGUCAAGUUUUGUUGGUAUUUGUAUUUUUUAAGAUGUAACUGAAUGCUUGCUUGUUGCUUUAUCUGUUUACAUGACAAGAAGCUAUGAUUUUGUCUGACUUAGCUAUACUUUCAUACAGUUACUAUUUGCUAUAGUUUCUUUACUAUACAAUAUUGUCGUUAUUCCAUUGUGUGCAUCUGCAAUCUGUUGUUGUAA